This is a messenger RNA of Penicillium vulpinum, 1089 nucleotides long. RefSeq names its product putative acyl-CoA:6-aminopenicillanic-acid-acyltransferase. NCBI's taxonomy places the organism in Eukaryota, Fungi, Ascomycota, Eurotiomycetes, Eurotiales, Aspergillaceae. The transcript is spliced from 3 exons. The record is from RefSeq and is a predicted model, not a curated record. The coding region runs from base 1 to 1089 and encodes 362 amino acids.
AUGUCUGAAAAUGAACCAAUCAAGCUGAAGCUCCAGGGCACUCCUCGAGAAAUCGGACUACAGCAUGGUGGUGCACUGCGGGAACAAAUCCAUAGCCAAAUUUCUAUCUACGACCGCAUGUUCCAGCACACCUCAAAGCUAACCUGGAAAGAUGUGCGCGAAGUCGCAACUGAAUUUCAGCCCACGCUCCAGAACCUAACGCCUCAUUUGUUCACAGAGAUGGAGGGUAUUGCAGAGGGCGCCGGGCUAGAUAUUCUUGACAUAAUCGCACUCAACUGCCGAAGCGAGAUAGCGCUAGGAAGGUUCUCCGAUGGCUGUACGUCACUAUGCUGGAAGAAAAGCGAGGCAACACGAGUGCUCUCGCAGAAUUGGGAUUGGACAAAGACUGUCAAGAGGAAUCUAGCAAUGGUAUCAAUUGAGCAGGUUGGUAAACCUACCAUCUAUAUGAUUACCGAGGCAGGAAUCGUCGGCAAGGUUGGGUUCAAUACGAACGGUGUCGGAAUUUGCCUCAAUGCAAUCCGUGCCAAACCGAUGAUUAGUAACAAGGUCCCGAUUCACGUUGCGCUUCGGUUGUGUCUGGAGAGCAUUUCAGUUGACAACGCAGUGAAGACCCUGGAGUCUCUUGGCGGUGUCGCAUCUGCUCAACAUAUCCUAUGUGCAGAUAGUACCAAGGCUCUGGGACUUGAGCUAUCGCCGGUGGGAGACAAGCAUAUCCCUGAGGAUGCAUCGGGGAUUAUCGGCCAUACCAAUCACUUCCUUGAGAAUCGCUAUGUGAAUGAGCCACCGUGGCUGUCUGGGUCACCUAUCCGACUCAAGCGGCUGGGAGAGCUGACACAGGAAUUAAUUGAGGGCGGUGUUCAGGGCGAUGCGAUUACUCCUGCUUUGCUGCGAGAACGCAUCUUCUCUGAUACGUAUAACCAGCCUCAGUCCAUAUGUUGUCAAGAGGAUCCAUCGCGCGAUAUCUCGAAUAGGAGUAGUACUUUGUUCAACAUCGUUAUGAACUUGGAUCCAAGGAAUCUAGGAGCGGAGGUGGUCUUUGGUCGGGUGGGAUCUGGAGAGGAAGGGCCCGUGAUGAAGAUGCCUUGGUGA